AUGGCGAAAAAGUCACUCAAUCCUGCAGACUCUUUCCGGAAGGCGCAGCGUAAAAAGGAAUUGAAAAAGAAUAAGGCCGAACGUUCUAAAGCGCGAGAUUUUUCUCUCGUCAAGAAGGAUACUCAUGACCUCGAAGACGAAAUCGAGCGGCUGGAAGGCGCUGCAAAGACAUCCAACGCCGACCCGGAUAAAUUAGCAGAACUCAAAGCUGAACUAGAAAAGAUCAACAGAAAGAAAGCAGAAUAUGUUGCUGAGCAUCCAGAACAGCGACGUCUUGUCUAUCGACCUCGCAGAAAAGAAGGAGAGAAGGAGGAGGAGAUAGUCUUGCCAACCAGAAGGUUGUUCCGCAAGAACGGGCUUCCCCGACAUCCAGAGCGAAGUAUCUACUAUGACCCUGUGAUGAACAAGUUUGGUGUCGCUCCUCCUGGGAUGCCCUACAUGGAAAGGCCUCUUUUACCAGGUGAAGUUGACAGCGACGAAGAGAUGGAAGACGGUAUACCUCCAGAUUUCCAGAUCUCACAAAAGCUCAUCUUUCGUGCAGACGAGGAUAUUCCAAUGCCAGAAGGCCUUCCACCGGGGUCAGAACUGGUUACUGACGACGACGAUAUUCCCAUGCCAGACGGUCCUCCCCCAGGACACAAUACAGUCCAAGAACUACCACAUUUACCGCCGCCCAACACGACCGCACCCCCACCUCUAUCAGUCAACAGUCUUCCGCCGCCUCCACCCCCUGGAUAUCCGCCCAACAUUUCAUCAUUUGGUAUGCCUUUGGGAAGUUCACUCCCCCCGCCACCGCCAGGCGGCUUUCCUCCCACCAGCUCGUCACUACCACCCUUGCCGCCAGGUUCCACAGUUGGACACUUUCCUCCACGACCCCUGAAUUGGCCUGUCAACUUCCCCCCUCCGCCACCUCCAGGAUAUCCAGCAAUGGUACCUCCUAGCUUCCCACAGCUUUCAAAUUUCCCCCCUCCUCCUCCGUUUAAUCCAAACUCGAUGCCACCUCCUCCACCAGGUUUCUUUCCCCGACGGACUCAAUCAUCAUCCUCAGUGCAAGAUCCACUUUCCUCUAUCCCCCAUCAAACCUUCCAGGCACAUCGAGCCACUCAAUUGGCCGCUCCACAUCCCUCUUUGCCUCCAAAACCUACGAGUAAUACACAAACACCCCCUCAACCACAAGCAUCUGAAGCGGAGCUUGCCGCCGCAACAGUGUUCGCUGCUCCGCAACUACGAGACUUCAAGAAAGAGGCGACGGCAUUCGUACCCACAACGGUCAAACGCAAAAAGGCCGCGGCUGCGAGUACACCAUCGUCGGGUGUGAAUGCAGCGCCAUCGCUUGGUGAACUGGCGAAUGAUGCGGAAUUGAAUGUGGAUGCAAGGCCUGAUCUUUUGAGUACGUUGAAGAACCAGUUUGGACCCUCUCCCGGUUCACAGAAAGCCUCAACGAAACAAGACAAGGUGGAUUCAAAGCGAAAGGAUGAUUACGAUCGGUUCGUUGAAGAGAUGGGUGAUAUUCUGUAA
Laccaria bicolor S238N-H82 is the source of this 1518-nucleotide messenger RNA. RefSeq lists its product as uncharacterized. The coding region runs from base 1 to 1518 and encodes 505 amino acids. The record is from RefSeq and is a predicted model, not a curated record. The transcript is spliced from 6 exons. Gene Ontology annotation, biological process: RNA processing. Lineage: Eukaryota; Fungi; Basidiomycota; Agaricomycetes; Agaricales; Hydnangiaceae.